CUCCUAACCUUAGCAGAAAAAAGAGAUUCAAGCUUGUCGCUAGAUAAAAGUGUCCGCAUUCAUAAUUCGUGCGUUGUAACAAAAUUGAGAUCUCGGGAUUUUCUUGACACUCCUUAUCAAAGACCUUUUCCCACUCACACUCAUACAUCACGGACUCCUCGCAUUAAUUUCCCUCAUCGAUCACAACUUUUCAGUUCACUUUGCGACUAGCUUGAGUGAAGAUCGAUUUCACCGCUAAUUCCCUUCUACAAAAUCCAGCAUGAGUUCGGCCACAUUGGAGAGAAUCUCACUGUUCCUCGCUGAGAUGCUGGGAACAGCCAUCCUCGUCUUCAUGGGCUGCAGCGCCUGCAUCUUCAGCACCUCCGCACUCGUGAUUUGCAUCACCUUUGGCCUGGCCGUGAUGCUCAUCGUCAACGUGUUCGGGUGCAUAUCGGGAGCCCACUUGAAUCCUGCCGUCACCAUAGCCGCAGUGCUCUACAAACUCAUCCCGGCGGCGGUGGCGCCAAUUUACAUGGCGGGCCAGUUCGUGGGCGCUUUUGUGGGCUUCGGCGUUCUGAAAUCGCUCGUGCCAGGACACAUCUUCCGUCCUGAAGGCGCCACUGGCCCUGGUGUGUGCUCCACGGUGCCCAACGCCGAGGUGUCGCCCUUCGCAGCGCUCAGCAUGGAGUUCAUCAUCACGGCAGUGCUGAUCCUCAUCUGCUGCGCCGUGUGGGAUCCGCGCAACGCCAAGCACCACGAUUCCGUGCCACUGCGCUUCGGGCUGGCCAUCACGGGACUCGCGCUGGCCGGCGGCCCGCUCAGUGGCGGCAGCAUGAAUCCCGCCAGGUCUCUGGGACCGGCGGUGUGGAAUGGAGACUACCAGCACCACUGGAUCUACUGGGUGGGACCGAUUCUGGCCAGUCUGAUUGUCACGCCGUUCUACAAACUCGUCUUCGCCGCUAGGAAGGAAGAGGAGACUCCCGCCAAGGCGUCCGGCGAGGACUUCCCGCUGAGUACCAACAAUGUUUGAAUUGCCACAGCGAAAUCCAGCCCGAAUACUCAAUAUCUCCAAUGUGAAAUGUAUAACUUAUGCGUGCAGCCGCGUCUGCCCAAUAAAAGCCCGGUUUGUUAAUUCCA
This is a messenger RNA of Phlebotomus argentipes, 1116 nucleotides long. RefSeq names its product aquaporin-like. The coding region runs from base 260 to 1009 and encodes 249 amino acids. Gene Ontology annotation, cellular component: plasma membrane. The record is from RefSeq and is a predicted model, not a curated record. NCBI's taxonomy places the organism in Eukaryota, Metazoa, Arthropoda, Insecta, Diptera, Psychodidae. Gene Ontology annotation, biological process: transmembrane transport. The transcript is spliced from 3 exons. Gene Ontology annotation, molecular function: water channel activity.